CCUUUCGGCUCAGAGACAGCCCUGAGAGCCCACAAGAGCAACCGUUAGAGCAGACAGGGAAACACAUAGACCUCCCAAACAUCACAACAAAAGUAAAAAGUCAACAAACAUCAAAUCCAAAAGGGUUAAUACCCGACUGGAAAAAUUAGUUACAAAAAAAACAAACAAUCAAGCUCUAUUUUGUUGAUUCAUUUUUGCAAAUGAGUAUAAAGGACACUUUUGAUUUUUUCCAAAAAAAACCCCAGCACAACAAAAAAGACAACUGGAUCUUUUCCUCGUCUCUGAGACAGAAGGAACACUAAAGGACAAGCGGCGCUCCGGAGGAUCGAGCACAGCGGCAUCCAUCAGCAGACGGAGGAGGUGUGCGGGCUCUUCCCACCAGCCUCCAGCUUCCAGUCCCCCGCAGCAGCAGCAGCACCAGCAGAGGAUGGCUGCAGCCAAGACCGAGAUGAUCCUCCCGGCCCUGCAGAUCUCCGAGCCCUUGAGCUUCCCUCACUCCCCCAUGGAUAACUACCCCAAGCUGGAGGAGGUGAUGAUGCUCAGCCCUGCGGGGACGCCUUUCCUCACAGCCUCCGCGCCCGAAGGUGCCGGCUUCGGUUCUGGGGAACCGGGGGAGCAGUACGACCACCUUGCUGGAGAUACGCUCCCUGACAUCCCCUUCAACUGUGACAAGUCGGUGGGAGAUCAGACGUACUCAAUCCAGCGGCUGCCCCCCAUCUCCUACACGGGCCGCUUCACCCUGGAGCCCGCCACCGCCUGCAGCAACAGCCUUUGGGCGGAGCCUAUUUUGAACCUGUUUAGCGGCCUGAUGGGCAACGCCACCUCCCUGAGCACCUCGUCCUCGUCGUCCGCCCCGACGUCCUCCUCUUCCCCCUCAUCCAGCGCCUCCUCGUUGCACAGCUCCAGCCUGACGUCCUCCGUCCACCACAGCGAGCCCAACCCCAUCUACUCCGCCGCCCCGACCUACUCCAACCCCAACUCUGAUAUCUUCCCAGACCAAGGUCAAGCCUUCUCCGUCCCCAACGCGGGCGCCCUCUACCCUCCCCCUGCCUACCCUAAUGGCAAGACCUGCGGCACAAGCUUCCCCGUGCCCAUGAUUCCUGACUACCUGUUCCCUCAGCAGCAGGGAGAGAUCAGCCUGGUUCCGCCCGACCAAAAGCCAUUCCAGAGUCAGUCAAGCCAGCCCUCUCUCACCCCUCUGUCCACCAUCAAGGCCUUCGCCACCCAGACGGGCUCCCAAGACCUAAAGAGCGUCUACCAGUCCCAGCUGAUCAAGCCCAGCCGCAUGCGCAAGUACCCCACCCGGCCGAGCAAGACCCCGCCCCACGAGAGACCCUACGCCUGCCCGGUGGAGACCUGCGACCGGCGCUUCUCCCGCUCCGACGAGCUGACGCGCCACAUCCGCAUCCACACGGGCCAGAAGCCCUUCCAGUGCCGCAUCUGCAUGCGCAACUUCAGCCGCAGCGACCACCUGACCACGCACAUCCGCACCCACACGGGCGAGAAGCCCUUCGCCUGCGAGAUCUGCGGACGCAAGUUCGCUCGCAGCGACGAGAGGAAGAGGCACACGAAGAUCCACCUGCGGCAGAAGGACAAGAAGGCGGAAAAAGCCGGGGCGCUGCCGGUGCAGGCGCCCGUGUCGGCGGCCUCGCCCGCCUCCAGCUACCCCUCGCCCAUCACCUCAUACCCCUCCCCGGUGUCCUCUUACCCGUCCCCCGUCACCUCCUGCUACUCUUCCCCAGCUCACACUUCCUAUCCGUCUCCUUCCAUCGCCACCACCUAUCCGUCCGUGUCCAUGUCCAGCACCUUCCAGUCCCAGGUAGCCUCUCCCUACUCCUCUUCAGUCGUCUCCAACAGCUACAGCUCCCCCGUGCCCACACCACUAUCAGACCUGCAGACCACUCUCUCCCCAAGGACAAUUGAGAUAUGCUAGGUUUCUGACCACGCGGGUAUUGGAAGGGGACGGACAUCAGCAUCUAGACUGUUAUUCCCCUUUCAAAUAAACAAAUAAAAGAAGCACUUUUGUGACUGCUCUCCGCAGUGUUGGGGUCAACACUGAGAUCUAUUCACCAGAGAUGUUGAGGACUGGACAAGGUUUUUUUUUUCUUUUCUUUUGUUGUCCCUCCUGAAAAACAAAAAGGACCGAGAGUUGAAUCCAGCGCUGACGCUUUCACGCCUAUCAGGUACACGCGGAACAAAAAGAGAGAAAGUGAAGAUUGCCUGCAGCUGCGAUGCUCGAGCACGUCCUUGUCGGCAUGCAUACAGUACAAGAGACAAUGACUAAUAUACAUAAGCUACCACGUAUGUAUAUUGUACACGUGCCAUGUUUUGUUCUUAUCAUUCUUCGCUAUCAUUGAUGUGAACCACGAUUUGCAUAUUCGUAUUAUUUGAAGUGAGCGAGGCCAUAUUUUUUUCUUUUCUUACACGCGUUCCUCUAUUACAUAGUGACGAUGCUGUGGUGCGUUUUGUUGGGGGAGGGGGGGUGGGGGGAGAGACAAAAAAAAAGGGAGAAAAAAAAAGCACUUACGUAUUCAAGCAUGAGUAGGCGUGAUGUUAGUUUCUGUUUGUAAAUAUCAUCCACCGGUACUCUUUCUCUCUCGUUCGCACAUGUGACAUAUCGCUCAGUUGUGCGGGCAAAACAGAGAAAAAGAAAAGGGGAAAAAAAAAGAAAAAUCAAGAAAAGGACGAUUGCUCCGUUAUUUGGUGCCUUUUUGGGAAGCCUCGCUGAUGUCGCGGCUCCGGGCCGCGCGCGCGAGAGAGAGGGUGCGCUGCAUCUCGCCUUAAGGACUGAGGGAAUAUUUUUGUUACAGAAUGUAAGUCACGAUGAAGGGAGUUAAAGGAGGGAUGAGGGCACUGCUUCAUUUGAUUAGAAUGUAAGCAAAAUUGAGAAGAAGAAGAAGAAAAAAAAAGAAGAAGAACAUUUUAAAGUAUAUUUUUAUAAAAGUGUAAAUAUUCGCAUCUUUAAAGAGCCAGAAUGUUUAAAGUUACCUACUGAGUAGGCGUGGGAUUCUCUUGUAUGUUCUAUACAUGCAGCUCAUUAUUUUGUGGUUAUCUUUAUUUUGUAUUUGUGUUUGUUCAAACAAGUGACUGUUCCUGGCUUCUGAACACAAUGAAUGCGCUUAACUGCCAAUGGGAUAUUUGGUGUACACGAUAUCCUCCCAGAAAAUGAAAUAUAAAUAAAAAUGUGAAUAUACGCCUAUUUGUUUUGGUGCUUUUUUUAUGUUUAACCUCCGUAUACAUGAUCGUAACUAUUGAUACUGCAAAAAGUGAAA
This is a messenger RNA of Entelurus aequoreus (snake pipefish), 3272 nucleotides long. It is a transcript of the gene egr1, whose product is annotated as early growth response 1. NCBI's taxonomy places the organism in Eukaryota, Metazoa, Chordata, Actinopteri, Syngnathiformes, Syngnathidae. The coding region runs from base 428 to 1933 and encodes 501 amino acids. The transcript has 2 exons. Gene Ontology annotation, molecular function: RNA polymerase II cis-regulatory region sequence-specific DNA binding; DNA-binding transcription factor activity, RNA polymerase II-specific. The record is from RefSeq and is a predicted model, not a curated record. Gene Ontology annotation, biological process: regulation of transcription by RNA polymerase II.